CCGCAAUAACAAAUUUUAGUUUAAAUUAUUUUAGCCGUCAAUUCUGGCAUUGGUUUGAGGAAAUAACUACUUUUUAAUUAGUUGGAAUUAAUUGAAAUAAUGGAGGACCAAUAUUUCAAUUUGACUUAUUCAACUCUAACAACACUGGAUGCAUCAUCAAAUAAUCUUUCCAAGGAUUAUGUGUUCGUUGUGUGUGCGAAUGCUAUAAAAUGUGGUGAGGUUACAGCAUGGAAACUUCUUCAACUCUGGCUAAAUAAAUUAAGAUAUUAUUACAAGUUUGAAGACUUCAGCUUUACUGAUUGGAAACUUUUUACUGUUUGUUACCAGAAUCACUUUGAUAAAAUCGAUUUCAUUGGUACUGGUUCCGGUGUGGAUAGUACUUAUUGUAACUUGGCUACUUGGUUGAAUGAAUCAUCUGUUUUCCUUAAUACCAUCUGUGCGGGUGCAGCAAAAUUUAAUUUGCAAGGAAUAUGCUAUUUCCUGAAUUUUAUCUGGGAAACUGUGCAAAACACCUGCAUGUUUUUUAAAAUAAACUCUAAAGAAAGGAAUUUGAAGUCUGAAAUGAAAAAUAUAAAUUCUGUACAUGAGUCUUCGCAUAAGAUGGUAUGGAAUUGUUUGGAGGAAUUGUCAGAACUAACUGUUGUGGAAUAUUACGCUGUUGGACAAUUUAUUCAAAGAGUGUGUCUGAAUUCCAUUACUGACCCCUGCAUAGGAAUUAAAACGAAGAUCGAAACAUGGAAAUUUGUUGCUAAAUUCAUGUUGAAACAUGAGUCUUUUAAGGAAAUGUAUAACAUAAAACUGGACUUGGCGGAAAUGGCUAUGCGUGCUUUAUUACGUGAAGUGAGAACAAAUUUAAUUGAAGUAAAUGAAAAGGAUCUUACCGAAAUUGAGCCAUAUGUGGAACAAUAUCUACGAAUAACUGGCUUUUAUUUACAAAUAUUGUACAGGAUGACAACCGUCUUUCAGCACUCCUCCUUUCCCGUGCCUAAGGAUUUUUUCAAUGUUUUGCUUGUGUCCAUAUCAUCAAAUAAUUUUCGAAUGAAGAGCGUGUUUGGUUUAAUCGAAAAAUAUGUGAUAACCAGUCUAACUAAUAUUCUUCCGUUGGUGUUUAAAAAUAAAGAGCUUCAAGAGUUGGUUUUGAACCAUGUUAAUGCAAAGGAGGGAUUUUCAUUCGAGUUAUUAAAUGCUUAUCUUCAAUCUUUUAUAACUGAUAACAAUGAAGAUUUUUCUCUGAGCAGUUUGGAGUUUCUAACCGAUAUUUUGAGAACAGUGUUUCAAGGUGGAGAGAUUUUCGUUGUUGCACACCGUUACGAUGAAGUAAUACAACUCUUUGCUGCUUUGAUAAUCUCUGAUCUUUCAAUGGCUCUAUUUCGCAAUGUACAACAAAGUGUUAUUAAAGGAAACUCAUUAUUAUCUUAUGCAUGCACAGAUAUACUGUUACUAGCAUCAAGUUGCUUAGACGAUCGAUCUGAAGAAUUACGGAAUCAACUUGACUUCUGGGUGCAAACAAAUAAUAGAUUCGCACUGUUUUCCUCUGAUUUUAAACGUUUAAAUGUUGAACGCCUCAUAGGCCAUUAUUUUGCGUUAUGCUUGGGAAAAUGUUCUAAAGAAGAUAUUGAAAUUUUAUUACAACGCUCCGUUAACAGUUACAACGUUAAAAGUUGUCUUACAGAUAACUGCCAUAAAGCGACGUUAGAGGUAGCGAAAUCGAAAGCCCGCAGCAGAUUAUGUAACGUAAUAGAGGCGUUCGAGCGUAAUGAGAUAUGUGUCAAGGAUUACUACGAAUUGGUAUCUGGAAUUCAAGAUGUGGCCUAUUACGAAGCAGAUGUAUCCAGUUGUUUACAACGCAAGAUUUCGGAUCUUCUUAUAAAAGUUUGCAAAACUUGUGUAAUAAAUAGGAAGCUUUCUUUUAAGCGACUCUUAAGUGCUGGACUAAAGUUUAUCACUAGCUCCAAUAUUAGCAUCGAAACUCAGUUACGUAUUAUCAGCGUAAUCAAAGAAGCACUGGCAGGUGGAAUCAAAUUUCCUUUGGUGUCAUUUUGGCUGUUUUUGCAAGAAUUCCGUAGUCAUACAGGCUCAAAGGCAUAUAAUGAAGCAAAAGAAAUUUUCACCAUGAUAGAAGUGCCAGAUAUCAUUCAAGUUAGCAUUUUGAAAUCAUCUCAAGGAUUACUUACACCAGCAGUUGAUUCUCGGCAUUACUUAUAUAUUCAAGGCCGAGAAUGUGCGAAAAUCACAAAACCCACUUUUGUUAAUAGUAAACGAGCGCGUAUUGAUGUCGAUUCUGACGAAAAUGGCCUUGAUGAUGUUAUACACAACAUCAGCCAAUAUGUGAAAAAGCUCGUAAAAUUUUCCAGACAAAUGAAAGAAAGCGAUUUAGUAAAACUAAAUAACAUUCAUGUUGAUAUCAAAAGGAUAACAGACCAUUGCAACAAUUUAAAUAACUAACGUAUAUGCGAUGGUUAUGUUCUUGCGCUGUGGGGCAUUAAGGUAUUUGGCAUAUAAGCGAUUUUCCUCUUCCUCCUCUAGUAAAAGACCUAAGAAGAAACGAGAGUAAUC
This is a messenger RNA of Ceratitis capitata (Mediterranean fruit fly), 2556 nucleotides long. RefSeq lists its product as uncharacterized. The transcript has 11 exons. Lineage: Eukaryota; Metazoa; Arthropoda; Insecta; Diptera; Tephritidae. The coding region runs from base 100 to 2445 and encodes 781 amino acids. The record is from RefSeq and is a predicted model, not a curated record.